Molecule: messenger RNA, 7153 nt
Organism: Thunnus maccoyii (southern bluefin tuna)
Lineage: Eukaryota; Metazoa; Chordata; Actinopteri; Scombriformes; Scombridae
Gene: slc9a7
Product: solute carrier family 9 member 7
Biological process (GO): regulation of pH; proton transmembrane transport; sodium ion transport
Cellular component (GO): membrane; recycling endosome
Molecular function (GO): sodium:proton antiporter activity
Source: RefSeq, a predicted model, not a curated record
GGAUUUACUGCAAGUAAACAAUAACAGUGUCACAUAUCUGCUAAGCUAGAGGGGCCAACUAACAUUUCUACUUUGGAGCCUAAGAGCCGAUGUUGUUGAGUACGGUGAUGAUUGUCUGUGGGUCUUCACAAGUAAUACCCUACCUUUCACUUUACACAAGUCAUUUGAUCUAUUUUUAAUAUAAAAAUAUUGAUUAGUGCAGCUCUAAAGUCUUAACACUAGAUAUUGAAACUGGUCCAACAGAAUAAACGUGCACAUGUACAUUUUUUCAGCAAAUUCCUCAACAAAUUUGCAAAUAGUUACAUUAUGUGCAACUGACAAACAGGAAUCUGAUAUUUUUGGGGCUUUGCCCAGUUGAAAUCCAGCCUUUCCAGCUGCUGCGACCCCCAAUCAUCACUACCUCUCACCCCCACUAGUGUCACUACCAAGGCCACAUCAUCCAAAGCGGAUAUUUGCUUUUACUUUUCUUGCAAAGGGGCAAGUUUUAACGUCCAAGCACAGCAAGUGUCAAUUUCCUGUUUUGAGGAGGACCAAGCACUGAAUUGCAAAAUCAUCAAAAUCCCAGGACAAUGACUCAGUAGCUUCAUAUCGGCCGACUUGGUGUGUGCCUGUGUGAUUUGGUCUCCUCCACAAGGGCAGCGCAGUCUCCCUCCGGAACGGUUUCCUCGCCUUUUUUACAUCGCGCAGUGUACCUUUAAAAGGUUGACCUCGCCGGUCUACGAUCUGUGAGCACUGGAUUGUUUUCCCACUCGGCUCAGCUGUGUGUACCUUCCAACAGUGACAUGGCAUAGAGGCGGUGUGCUGUCAGCAGCAGCAGCAGCAGCAGCAUCCUGCGCAAUGGACGCUCUCCGACAGCCGAAGCGGAGCGGAGUCCGCGCCGCGCUGGAGACGAUGAUGCCGGCUUGGAUAUUACUGAACACGAUGUCCGGACUGAAGGCGGAGGGCGCCGGAAUGGAAGAACUUGCCACCGAGAAGGAGGCGGAGGAAAGUCACCGACAGGACAGCGUUAAUUUGCUGACAUUCAUUUUACUGCUGACCUUAACGAUUCUCACCAUAUGGCUCUUCAAGCACAGACGGGUCCGUUUCCUUCACGAAACCGGACUGGCAAUGAUUUACGGUUUGCUGGUAGGUGUGAUUCUGCGUUACGGCAUCCCCGCCACCAGCUACAACAACAAAACACCACCGAGCUGCUCUCUGAAGGAAGGGCCUGUCAGCACCCUGCUGCUCAAUGUCAGCGGCAAGUUCUUUGAGUACACCCUCAAAGGAGAGAUCAACUCCCGCGAGAUUCACAAUGUGGAGCAGAAUGAUAUGCUGCGCAAAGUGACAUUUGACCCUGAAGUGUUCUUCAACAUAUUGCUGCCUCCGAUUAUUUUCCACGCUGGCUACAGUCUAAAGAAGAGACACUUCUUCAGGAACCUGGGCUCCAUCAUAACGUACGCGUUUCUCGGCACUGCUAUCUCAUGCUUUGUUAUCGGGAAUCUGAUGUACGGUGUGGUCAAACUGAUGCAAGUGGUCGGACAGCUGACCGACAAGUUCUACUACACUGACUGCCUUUUCUUUGGUGCCAUCAUCUCUGCCACAGACCCAGUGACCGUGUUGGCCAUCUUUAAUGAGCUGCACGCAGACGGGGAUCUCUACGCUCUGCUGUUUGGAGAAAGCGUUAUGAAUGACGCAGUGGCCAUUGUGCUUUCCUCGUCUAUUGUGGCUUAUCAGCCAAGUGGAGCAAACACACACAUGUUUGAUGCCUCGGCCUUUUUCAAGUCAGUGGGGGUUUUCCUGGGUAUUUUCAGUGGCUCCUUUGUGAUGGGUGCAGCCACAGGAGUGGUCACUGCUCUCGUCACCAAGUUUACCAAGCUGCACUGCUUCCCGCUGCUGGAGACGGCCCUCUUCUUCCUCAUGUCCUGGAGCACGUUCCUGCUGGCAGAGGCCUGCGGGUUCACAGGCGUCGUGGCCGUGCUCUUCUGUGGCAUCACGCAGGCUCACUAUACCUACAACAACCUCUCUGAAGAGUCCACAAAACGCACCAAGCAGCUCUUUGAGGUCCUUCAUUUCCUGGCUGAGAAUUUCAUCUUCUCCUACAUGGGCUUGGCUCUGUUCACCUUCCAGAACCACAUUUUCAGCCCCAUCUUCAUCAUCGGGGCUUUUCUCUCUAUAUUCAUUGGAAGAGCCUUCAACAUUUACCCGCUCUCCUUCCUGCUCAACCUUGGUCGAAGGCACAAGAUCAAAGGAAACUUCCAGCACAUGAUGAUGUUUGCUGGUCUGCGCGGGGCGAUGGCUUUCGCCUUAGCCAUCAGGGACACAGCCACGUACGCCCGGCAGAUGAUGUUCACCACAACGCUGCUCAUUGUCUUCUUCACUGUCUGGGUGUUUGGUGGUGGGACCACACCCAUGCUGUCUUGGCUACACAUCAGAGUUGGGAACAGCGCGGCAUUGCAGGAGCCGCGACGUCAGCUUGGAUUGUGGGAGUACGUCAGGGUCGGUGUGGAUCCAGAUCAAGACCUGCAGCCCUCUGCAGAUAGCUUCCAGGUCUUACAGGGGGAUGGCCCCCAAGGUGAGGGACAAAGUAAAACCAAACAGGAGAGUGCCUGGCUGUUCAGAAUGUGGUACACCUUUGAUCACAAUUACCUUAAACCGAUCCUGACACACAGCGGCCCGCCGCUCACCUCCACUCUGCCCAGCUACUGCGGCCCUCUGGCGAGCUGUCUGACCAGCCCCCAGGCAUACGAGAACCACGAGCAGCUGAGAGACCACGACUCUGACCUCAUUCGUAACGACGGCGACCUGACCUUCAUGUUUGGUGACACCUCCAUCACAGCCAACGGGGCGUCCGGUGGUGGGGUGGACGGUGCCGGGGGGUCAGGCUGGAGCGCCAAUGGAAAAAGGAGCGGCAGCACCUCAGAGGAGGCGCUGGAACGUGAGCUGGACUCCAGGGAGCAGGAGCUGCUGAGCCGCGGCACACGCCUGGUUUUCCCCAUCGAGGAUCACUCUGACCCUCCUUUCCUUCCGCCUGUGCUGUCAAACCUCCCUGACCUCACCCCUAGACCGCCUCGCCCUCGGCUCUCUUCUCAUCCUGCGGGCAGAGCGUCCAGUCCUUCAGAGAUAAGACAAAGUGGAGAUAUGGGAGUAGACAAGAGGGGAGGGUUCAGAGUGACUCUGAGCUCCAGGCCCGAGAGCAGAGUUCAAGGAGCAUUUCAUCCUCAUCACAGAGACGGAGUUUAUCCUCCAGGAGACAUGUGUCCUCUUGUGCAUCAGGAGACUAACUCUCCACGCUGUUAUACUGUGAUUCAGUUUUACUGAUUCUUUUUUUUUUGUUUUGUUUUGUUUCCUCUGCAUAAACAGGAUUGAAACCUUUAUGCAGGAUAUGGGGACAAGAUGCGAGACUCAAUCUGCACUGCUGAAACUGUGACACUUUGUGUGUUCAGCUGGCGUGGAAAAGUAGUAGAAAAAUGAAAUAUUGCCCAGCAGCACUCUCUCAUCAUGUCAUCUGACCAGUUUUCUGUCUUCACAGUACAUUAGUUAGCACUGAGAUGAUGCUAAGUGACUUCUUUGCCAUCACACCCCAUCUAGAUGCUAAAACAAGUCCAAACAAAACAAAUGUUAAUGGUUUAUAGAUUAAACAUGGCUUCUCUGGUUAAUUUGUACUAUUCAUCUGUUCAGUUUGUCAGUGAAGCUUUCUGCAGUUUCACACAAAAGCAUCUGUGUGGAGGAGAUUCUGGCAUGUGAGUAGCACAGAGAGGGACAGCGAACGUUUUGCUCUCUCCACCACCACCACAGCUCGUCAUGGGUGAAGUAACAGGGGUGAAGAAUACGAGCAUGUAAAUAGCUACAAUGCUGAGCUUUGUUUCUCCUCAGAGCGACCGCUCCUUUCAGUGCAUUACAUCCCAUGACUGUUACAAAUAGCAUCUGUGUAUCUUGUCUUUGAGCUGGCCUGGAUCAUUAUCUGUGUUAAGGGCUGGCUUUCACAACAAUAAUAUGAACAAGCAACAGAAGUGUUUUGAUGCUAAUUACAUUGUUUCUCCUGAGAUGAUGAUUUCCCAAAACUUAAAAUAUCAUCAUGAAUUAUAAAGUCUUAAAUAGUUAAAAAGGAAUUUUAACACUGUCAAAUAAAAGGCAGGCCUUAUAAUAUAAUAAUUCUGAUUACUUUGCACUAUUGCUACAUUGUUUGCAGAUUGAAAAAUGUUUAAAAUUAUAAAAUGCAAUGACAUGUUUGCACAGGUUAGAUUUUUGAGUCUUCAUUAGAGCAGUACAGCAAAGUUUGAGGAUGGAAUAGUUCUUCAAACACCACAAGAUUUCAUCUGACAACCUCACAGUGCUUAGACAUUUUAAAGUAGAAAAAAAGGAGAAGGUCUGAAUACCAAACGCUUACCACCCAGGAUUAGUGCUUACACAUACCCUGACAAAGCAGAACUCACCUUUUACCUGCAUCAGCAUCGUGUAUAUUCUUAAACUGUGGUGUCUCUGGACUGUUUACCCUAUAUACUCACAUCAAAUGCUUGUUGAACUUGUUAGCACUUUAACUGAACUAUGAAGUGAGUUGGUCUCAUAAAUCACUAAUAUCAAGUAUUUUAAUGGAAGAUUUUGUAAAACUAGCGUCUCGCCUGUUGGUCUUAAACCUUAGUUCCUGGGUUAACUGCAAUAUAUAUUAACACACAUAAGUUUCUAAUUUGUGUUGUCCUGUUCUUGUUCGGAGACAAUUUCUUAACACACAUUUCCAUUUUGCGGGGAAAAAAAAAAUCCAAUCAGAAGACUGAUUUUCGUAGAACAUGAUGCAAUGAUUUUGAACAUCAUUUGGAUGAGAUGAUCUAAAAGUAAUAGUUUGACAUUUUGGGAAGUGCGCUUCUUCACUUAGUUAGAUAAAAAUCAAUGCCACUCUUAUAUCUUUCCUUUAAAUGUGAAGCUACAGCCAGCAGCCAGUUAGCUUAGUUUAGCACAAAGAAAAACAGGGGGAAACAGCUAGCCUAGCGCUGUCUGAUGGUAACAAAUCUGCCUGCCAGUACCUAUAAAGCUCACCAACUAGCACAUUAUAUCUUGUUUGUUUAAUCUGCACAAAAACUGCAGAGUAAAAAUGGCAAUUUACAGUUUUACAUGUCGAGUCAUGUGCUGAAUUAUUUUGAAUUAGGCUACUAUUAGGCAGAUUUUGCUUUUUUUUUGAUUUUGGACACCUUUGGCUAGCUGUUAUCCCCCAUUUCCAGCUAAGCUAAGCUAACUGGCUGCUGGCUGUAGCUUCAUUUAACUCACUGCCAAAAAAUGUAAAAGUGAAGUUGCUUAUUAGUUCUCUGGAAGUCACUGCACAUAAAUAAUAGUAAUGCAGAAACUUCCCUAAGCAUUGAUUUUAAGUAACCUGAAUUCCCUUAUUUCCUGAAAUUGGACUAACAUUGGCUGAUAAUAAAUAGGAACACAUGUUGUUCCCUUUAAUCAAUCAAUCAAUCAAGUUUAUUUGUCACAUGUAAUCAUAUAAGGUACAAUCACAGUGAAAUGUAAUCCUAUCACUGUGAUUGUACCUUUAGUGGGCUGAUGGCAUCCUGCAUUGUUACAGAAAAUGAUGUGAACCUCCUGCUGUUAUGGUUUCUCUUUUGGUACCAAAUGAAUGCAUGUCGUCCCAACUGUGGAUAGAUUCAUGUGUUCAGCAGGUGGAUAACAUCAAAUACAGCAUACAGUACAUGACAUCAUUUCACCUGUGGCCCAGUUACCAUCUACACAGAACAGUUUAACUGGUAAGAGGCUCAACUCCAGCAUGCAAAUCCUUCAUAACUGAUUCUGAGCUUCUGAAUUUCGCUUGCCAAGCAAAUCUCUGUUGGCUGCCAUUUAUCCACAGUAGAACACUGAGCCCUAUUGUUUUUUUUCUACAUGGUGAUUUGUCUCACUCCACAUAAACUAUAGAAAUGUUUCAUUAUUUAUAAUGCAUCAGUUACUCGUUGACCUUCUAAUUACAUAUCCUCACUGUUUGUAGUGCACUCUUUGGAAUUUCCUCCCACGCAGCAUGAUUAUGAGGGGAAAUAUUUGGUCAUUUGCCUUCAAGAUGUUACGUUUAGCUCUUUUCCUACAAAUGUAAAUACUAGCACAUUAUCUGGCACAUUAUAUACAUGUAUCCAGGCCCUUUAGGCUGGAGGAGCCUCUGAUUGAACCAACAUAGUUGUUCUGGGAGUAGGAAGAUGUUACUCUGUUGCUUCUUUUUUGUGUUCCCUUUACCACGUCUAGACAUCUGAGCCUCUCCCCAUUUUGAAUUCACCAUGCAGCACGUGUCGCCUUUGUUUUCUCCUUCGACUGCACACGGUGGCUCCUGCAUUUAUGUAUGAGUACACAAGGGCAGGUGUGAAAGGCAUGAUUGUGUAAGUUGAAUCUGAGGCUUUCGCACAAGGGAGAAGGCACGCACAAAUUUUAUGAUGCACUGAGGACUUCCAAGAGGAAAUGAAUCUAGUUAUGUAAGCUGUUGCCAAGCAGGAUGGACUGUGGGUCAUUUAAACUCUAGCUGGAGUGAGAAGUAAUGUGAAGCAUAGCACUGUGCUCUCUGACGAACAUCUCUGCAGUCUGAUGAUAGGGAAGUUUGUCUGUAUCAAGGGCAUUAAAAUAAUCACAUUCAUUUUGUCUCAACAAGCCAUUAUUGUUAGAUUCUGUGAUCGUUAAUCUCUCUUCUGUUAUAUGGAAAGGUCACACAGCCUGAAGAUUUGCAUUCUUCAUACCAUAUGAUCAUGGUAUGAAUGUGAAAACUGACUGUUGAUCAUAUCUGUAGUGGAUUUCUGUAUGAUUCCGGCUGUACUUACUAACAAAAGUGCAUAAAAAGGCAACAUAGCUCCUGUAUGUUAACACACUGAGUUCAAACUGACUUUGAGUUUUUCUUUGAGAUGUUGGAGAACUUUAUGGACUUCAUGUAAAACUUAAAUGUUGGCGAAGACAUUAGCAGAGUUUGGCACUUUACCUCGAGCAGAGGACACUCGCGGGACUCUUAUAUAACCUUCAUGCGCACUCAUCUCUCUCCAGACUGUUGUGCUGUCAGUUGUCUUGCUGGCUAUAUUUACUUGCUCUCUGUACCUGAGAAAUAUGAGAUGUAGCUCAGUUGUCAAUAUGUGCACCUGUUGUUUCUAGUAGCAACUGGCUGCCUGGUUCUACCUGCCAUGGUUUGCAUGUCAACAUGUUAAUAAAAAUUGUUAAACUA